AUGGGCGGCGGACCAGAGCACGGCUACCGUACGGUGGCUUACUUUGUGAACUGGGCCAUCUACGCUCGGAAACACCGGCCUCAGGACCUGCCCGCUGACAAGCUCACCCACAUCCUCUAUUCCUUUGCCAACGUGCGUCCCGAGUCGGGCGAGGUGUUCCUCACCGACACCUGGGCAGACACCGACAUCCACUGGGAAGGUGACUCGUGGAACGACACCGGCAACAACCUGUACGGAUGUCUCAAGCAGCUCAACCUGUUGAAGCGCAAGAACCGCCAGCUCAAGGUCCUACUAAGCGUGGGCGGCUGGACAUACAGCAGCAACUUCAAGCAGCCCGCCUCAACUCCCCAGGGUCGGGCCACCUUUGCCAACUCGUGCGUCGAGCUAAUCAAGAACCUCGGCUUCGACGGUAUCGAUAUCGACUGGGAAUACCCCCAGUCCCCUGCCGAGGCUGCCGACUUUGUCGCGCUGCUGCAAGCCGUCCGCGAUGCCAUGGAUGCCUACAGCCGUACCCUGCCAACCCCGUAUCAUUUCGAGCUCACUGUUGCCUGCCCGGCGGGUGCACAGAACUAUGAGAAGCUCGACCUCCCGGCCAUGGACCGUCUGCUCGACUUCUGGAAUCUCAUGGCCUAUGACUACGCCGGCAGCUGGGACCAGCACGCAGGGCACCAGGCCAACCUCCACCCCUGCAGAAGCAACCCCCAGUGCACACCGUUCAGCACUUCCGCGGCGCUGGAUUAUUACACGUCGCACGGCGUGGCCGCCAACAAGAUCGUGAUGGGCAUGCCGAUCUACGGGCGCGCCUUCCAGAACACCGACGGGCCGGGCUCCCAGUUCAGCGGCGUCGGCGAGGGAACCUGGGAGAACGGCGUCUUCGACUACAAGAAGCUGCCGCUCGAGGGCGCCCAGGAGCACAUCGAUCAGGAGUCCGGGGCCAGCUACUGCUACAACCCGGCCACGCGCACCAUGGUCACCUACGACACGGUGGAGAUGGCGCGCCACAAGACCCAGUUCCUCAAGGACAAGGGGCUGGGCGGCGCCAUGUGGUGGGAGAGCAGCGCGGAUAAGGAGGGAGACCAGAGUCUGAUCGGCAACGUGGUACAUGUCCUCGGCGGGCCGAAUAGUCUGGAGAGGAGGGAGAACUGCAUUGUUCAGCCGGCGACCAAGUACGAUAAUUUGAAGCAAGGGUUUCCGAACGAUAAAUAG
Molecule: messenger RNA, 1206 nt
Organism: Neoarthrinium moseri
Lineage: Eukaryota; Fungi; Ascomycota; Sordariomycetes; Amphisphaeriales; Apiosporaceae
Exons: 1
Coding region: 1-1206 (401 amino acids)
Biological process (GO): carbohydrate metabolic process; chitin catabolic process
Cellular component (GO): extracellular region
Molecular function (GO): chitinase activity; chitin binding
Source: RefSeq, a predicted model, not a curated record